Messenger RNA from Oryza sativa Japonica Group (Japanese rice), 1938 nucleotides. Its product is annotated as cytochrome P450 76M5-like. Gene Ontology annotation, molecular function: heme binding; monooxygenase activity; oxidoreductase activity, acting on paired donors, with incorporation or reduction of molecular oxygen. The record is from RefSeq and is a predicted model, not a curated record. NCBI's taxonomy places the organism in Eukaryota, Viridiplantae, Streptophyta, Magnoliopsida, Poales, Poaceae.
UCCAUAUCUGACAAGUGGGAGGAGGGGGCUGAAUGUUAGCUAUUGGUGGUGUUUGAAACUCAUGUAAAUGAAGAUGAAAAUUAAGUGUUUUACGUAAAAUGAGGUGCUAUUAACUUAUGAUUAAUUAAGUUUUACAUGAAACGCACCGUUUAGCAGUUUGAAAAGUGUGCCACGAAUAUCUAACUUUUGUCGGAGAAAAGAACGGGGCCAUAGUGACAAAAAAAAUCUCCCACGGUGAUAGCGGAAGGUUGAGGAACGGACGAAACUGGCCUUGGAAAGCUCGAGGUAUAUAACUAUAUAUAUAGGGCGGGUACCAUUCUUAUGGUUUCAAAUUAACUACAAGUCUGCAACGCACAAAAUGGCAAGUGGGUUGUGGUUUCUGGGGAUAUCACUUGCUGUCCUACUACUCUGUUACGUGGGAACAAACAGAAGGGGUGAUGGGCAGCGGCCGCCUGGCCCCAGGACGCUGCCCAUAGUCGGUAACCUACUCGACCUGCGCGGCGGCAACCUCCACCACAAACUCGCAAGCCUGGCUCACGCCCAUGGCCCCGUGAUGACGCUCAAGCUUGGCCUCGUCACCACCGUGUUCAUCUCCUCGCGCGACGCUGCGUGGGAAGCAUUCGCCAAGCACGAUCGGCGCCUUGCGGCGCGCACGGUCCCGGACACGAGACGUGCGCUCGCGCACGCGGAACGAUCAAUGGUUUGGCUGCCGAGCUACGAUCCUCUAUGGAAGACCCUGCGCAGCAUCGCGGUAACGCACGUCUUCUCGCCACGCAGUCUCGGCGUGGCGCGCAGCGCCCGCGAGCGUAAGGUGCACGACAUGGUGGACAGCUUCCGUCGCCGCGCUGGGCAGGAGGUUGAUAUCGGCCAGGUCCUGUACCAUGGCAUGUUCGACCUCCUGGCGAACGUGCUUCUCUCCGUCGAUGCCCACCCCAAUUUAAGGGAUCUUAUGGAGGAUAUCGUUGCAAUACUUGCGAAGCCGAACGCGUCCGAUUUCUUCCCGCUGCUCCGGCCGCUAGAUUUGCAAGGCAUUCGCCACUGGACGGCCAUACACAUGAGUCGAGUCCUCCAUAUCCUGGACAGCAUAAUUGACUGCCGUUUAGCCCAGGGCACCGACGACCAGUGCAAGGAUGUGCUGGACUCUCUCCUUGUGCUCAUGUCCACCGGCAAGCUCUCUCGCCGUGACGUGAAAAUCCUUUUGUUUGACAUCCUUGCAGCAGGGACCGAGACGACCAAGAUCACGGUGGAGUGGGCCAUGGCAGAACUGCUGCGCAACCCUAAUGUGAUGGCCACCACGCGAGCAGAGAUGAAGGCCGCACUUGGAGGCAAUGGGACGAUCACGGAGGCCGAUGUGGUGAACCUUCCGUACCUCCAGGCCGCAGUGAAGGAGUCGAUGCGGCUGCACCCUGUGGCACCCCUCCUGUUGCCGCACCUGGUGGUCGAGGACGGCGUGAGGAUCGGCGGCUACGCCGUGUCCAAGGGCACGACGGUGAUCUUCAACUCAUGGGCGAUAAUGCGUGACUCUACCGCAUGGGAGAGACCGGACGACUUCUUGCCGGACCGUUUCUUGGGCAAGACGGAGCUGGACUUGUGGGGGAAGCAGGCCAAGUUUAUUCCGCUUGGGUCUGGCCGAAGGCUGUGCCCUGCUUUGCCAAUGGUAGAGCUCGUCGUGCCAUUUACAGUCGCGUCAUUGCUGCAUGCGUUCGAGUGGCACCUGCCCAAAGGCAUGUCGGCUGAGGAGGUGGACGUCACCGAGCGGUACACAAGCAACGAUAUCCUUGUUAUGGCUACCCCUCUCAAGGCUGUGCCCCUCAUCGUCACCUAGUUACUGUUGGACCGUAUGAGAUAUAUAUACUCGUUUAUUGUAUGGAAAAUUUAAAUAAAGUGUUGAUGACAAUAAAAACAUGGCAAAAAAAGGUCAUGCUAAAAUUUAUCUUA